UGGCUCUCCUGAGAUGAGAUUGUAAGUGGUUCGCGCCAUGGCCGUCUUGACAGAUAAUAAUCUUUUCUAGAAAACAGUCGUGACAGAUAGCAAUGGCGCGCGCCAAUGGCAACGCUCGCUAUAUAAACACGAGCGCAGGCAGCUGCACCACUGUGGUCGGCCCCGUAACUCGCCGUGCGUUUCGUUUGCCAAAAAUGGGGCCUAAGCCAACGCUCGCCGCCACCGCCGCGUCCUUGCUCGCCGUCCUGGCCGCCGUCCACCUUGCCGUCGCGGCGACCGCGGUGGACGACGCCCCGCUGCCGAGGCUCCCGCAGCACGACAUCCCGGCCGUGUUCGCGUUCGGCGACUCCACGCUCGACACGGGCAACAACAACGUCCUGCCCACCAUGGUCCGCGCCGACCACGCGCCCUACGGCCGCGAGUUCCCCGGGGGCGCGCCCACGGGCCGCUUCUCCGACGGGAAGCUCCUCACCGACUACCUCGUGGAGGUGCUCGGCAUCAAGGAGCUCCUCCCGGCGUACCGCUCCGGCGCCGCCAACCUCACGGCCGCGGACCUAGCCACGGGCGUCUGCUUCGCGUCCGCCGGCUCCGGCCUCGACGACGCCACGGCCACCAACGCCGGCGUGGCGACGUUCGGCUCGCAGCUCGCGGACUUCAAGCAGCUCCUUGGCAAGAUAGGCGCCCGGAAGGCCCGCAAGGUGGUGAAGAAGUCGGUGUUCCUCGUGUCCGCCGCGACCAACGACAUGAUGAUGAACUACUACAUGCUGCCGUCGGGGAGGAGCAAGUACACGCUCGAGCAGUACCAUGACCUUCUCAUCGGCAACCUUCGAUCUUACAUUCAGGGCAUGUACGAGCUGGGCGCCCGGAGGAUGCUGGUGGCGGGGCUGCCGCCGGUGGGGUGCCUCCCGCUGCAGCUGACGAUGGCGGAGCUGCGGCAGCCGCCGAGGCCGCAGGGGUGCAUCGCGGAGCAGAACGCGGCGGCGGUGAGCUACAACGCCAAGCUGCAGCGGAUGCUCGCCGAGCUCCAGUCCCGCUCGCCCGGGGCCAGGGCCGUGUACGCCGACAUCUACAGCCCGCUCAAGGACAUGGUCGACCACCCCGGCAAGUACGGUUUCGUGGAGGCGAGCAAGGGCUGCUGCGGCACCGGGCUCCUGGAGAUGGGGCCGCUGUGCACCGAUAUGGUCCCGACGUGCGCGAAGCCGUCCGAGUUCAUGUUCUGGGACUCUGUCCACCCCACGCAGGCCACCUACAAAGCUGUCGCCGAACACUUCAUUCAGGCCAACAUCCUCCGGUUCGACAAUUGAAUGCUGCUUAGCUGACACAGACACACGGUUCUUAUAGGGUCUGUGUCCAAGCUAGCUAAUGAUGGCUUUGCAUACGGAAGAUUGUACUCAAGUUCAGGUCGAUCCAAAGGGUGGAAACCAAAAUGUAUUUGCGAGAUACUAUAUAAGUUAUGAAGUUCACGUCUGCCACUUAUGCCA
This is a messenger RNA of Triticum dicoccoides, 1481 nucleotides long. Its product is annotated as GDSL esterase/lipase At2g40250-like. The transcript is spliced from 3 exons. Gene Ontology annotation, molecular function: hydrolase activity, acting on ester bonds. The coding region runs from base 93 to 1304 and encodes 403 amino acids. The record is from RefSeq and is a predicted model, not a curated record. NCBI's taxonomy places the organism in Eukaryota, Viridiplantae, Streptophyta, Magnoliopsida, Poales, Poaceae.